AUGUCUCUUCAGGAGAGUGCUUUGUCUCGGACUGAUCAGAAUGGAGAGCCAGCGACCAAAGUCGGAAUGGAGAGUGAAAAUAAUGAGAGAGGAGAAGGGGAGAGCGGGCUGUAUAUGCGUAAGACCGACAAUAUAUAUAUCAACAGAUCGAGGGUACGGCGAGAUGGGCCACAUCCAGAGACCGAAAAGUACCAGAGAUCGAGGGUAAUACAAGCAAGGAGGGGAAAGAAACGAAAUAUUAACGCCAAUGCCGGGGGUUUGGUUGGCUGGAGUGGGUGUCUGUCUUACCGGGCCCACUCUCUGGCUAGCUCCAACGGAUUUCUGGAAGUUUGGGUCGUUGGGCGGAGUGGAAGGAGAAGAGACAUGUAUGGAUGCAGGACGAGAGAGAUCAAAGUUUGGGCUGGGCGGUCUGUGUUCAUGCAAGGAGGAGGGAGCAAUGCGGUGCGGCAGCCGGGGAGGUGCAAUUGGGGAGAGAGCAACAGCAAGAGACAGGAGAAGAAGCACGAGAAGAGCAUGCAGUCAUUGACUGGUGAGGACCAGCAGCGACGGCAGCAGCAGCAGCAGAAGAAGAAACAGCUUGUUUAA
Molecule: messenger RNA, 585 nt
Organism: Coccidioides immitis RS
Lineage: Eukaryota; Fungi; Ascomycota; Eurotiomycetes; Onygenales; Onygenaceae
Exons: 6
Coding region: 1-585 (194 amino acids)
Source: RefSeq, a predicted model, not a curated record